AUGUUCCCGGACGAUGAUGACGUGGCUGAUGACAGGGACGGGCGAGAUCAGACGAGUAACACAGACGGUGGCGAAAAUCGUGCUCUUUUCGCGGAAGUGACACGGCGGGCGCUAGGGGCCGAAAACAGUCUAGGAGACGAAAAAGCGGCUGAAGGAGGGCGAAACGCAAUAUCAUUAGGAACGGAAAGCGCUUUUGCGGAGCGGAACGCACAGACAAGUCCAGACAGGUCGGAUAUACCGAUGCUACACAGAAACGAUGUUUCUUUUAGAGGAGCCGAAGCGCCUAGAGAGGCUAUUCAUGGUUCGCUGAGGCGGCGCGAGGGGCGAGCGACGCGGGGAGCAAGGAGGGCGCGGAGCCUUCCGCCGAACUGCAGCAGCCUGCUUGCGGAGGAGGAAGGGGACUCCGCGGAGUCCGCGCGGGCGGCGGAAAUCAUCGCCGCAGGGGGAUUGGCGCGAAGGGGGGAAGGCGGAGGAGCAGCCAGCGGGAUCAGUCCGCGCACUUGCCGGUCGCAGAGUCCGCGUGGGAGGCGGAAAGGUGGAAGGUCUGGCGGCGGCUAUGCGACGAAUUUCGGCGACGAAAACGACUCCUCUGCGACUGUGGGACGAAGCUGGUGGACGACCGAUGGCGCCCCCGCGGCGGAUGCGGCGUCAAUCACGGCGAGCGACGCGGACAGCGGCGUGUCUUCCGUGCGUCUUCGCAAUCAACACGACGGCGCGAGAUCUCCGUGGGAAGGUGGCGCGGGGCGUGCGCUAGUGGACGUGGAACGUCGGCAAUCGCGGAGUUUGGACGGCAGCGGACGGCUGCGCGAUGCGGCGGCCGGCAGGACGGCAGGCGGAGACGGCAACUCCGGUUGGUCGGCAGCAUUUGCGAGACGGCCGCCGGCGGCUGUAGCUACUGUAGAAUCCGAAGCGGCGCUUCAGGAGAGAGCGGCGGCGACGAGAGCGGAGAAGGGCGCAACUGGCGGGGCCGGCGCAAUUGCGCGGGAGGGCGCAAGCGCGGGGAACGUCGCAAGUGCGGGGAACGGCGCAAGUGCGAUAACAAGAGAUGCGGGCGCGGACGUGUCGGGUGACGUGGCAGCAAGUGUGCAAGCGGAGCGAGCUGAAGAGGAAGGGCGGACAGAGCAGGCGGGCAACGCGGAAUGCGGCGAGGGAGGGGAAGGCGGUGGCGGAGAGCACGCAGCGGAGCCCCGCUGGAGAGAUGUCAGACAGGGAAUAGGGGGGUGCGGAAAGGUGUUAGGCGCAAGGGGGCUUGAGGGGAACACUUUGUGUGGCGGAGGAUCGAGGGCGCCGAGAGAUUGGGAGGCGAGCGAGACAUGCAGUAUGGUGGAACUUUGGAACCCGUUUUAUAACGACGAUGUUAUUAGCAUCAAAUGCAGCAGCAGCAGCAGCAGUGGCAGUGAUUCGGGUGCGGGUAGUGGUGACGAUAAUGAGAGGAAGGGGAGGGGCAAGAGGGAGAAGAGGGGUAAGAGAGGGAAGAGGGGAAGGAAGGCACGCAGUGGUAAUGCUGCUGCUGCUACUGGUGAUGGUGCUGUUGCUGCAGCAGCUGCUGAGCAGCCUGAAGCCCAACCGCAUGCGGCAUCACAGGACUACUUCCCAUUCGACGGGUUCUUCCAACCCCGAUUCGACCAGCUCUCCUCCACCGACUCGUCCUGCUCCCCUGACCUCGUGUUCUCCUUCCAUCCCCCCCACCCCACCGCACACUCCCUCCCCUGCUCACCCAUCGAUCCCUCCUCUCUCCUGGACUGCACGCCGUCCCUCGGUGCUCCUCCGCCCUUCCUCACUCUCUCGUCGGAGGAAAGAGGGAGUGGUGGUGAGGGUGAGGGGAUAACAGGGGGCCUGUCCGCUAUAGAGGAGGGUACGGAGGGCUCUGAGGCGGGUGCAGCUGCAUCUGGUGUUACAGUUGCUGCGGAUACUGGUAACUCUGCUGUAACUCGCAGCACCCUUGCUGCUGCUGCUGCUGCACGGGAAGAUGAAGGCGCUGCUGCUGCUGCUGCUGCCGGAAGCGGCAGCGACAGUGACUCGUUUUUUAGCGACCCGUUUCACCGAGGAGUGAGGCUGGACGAUGUGCUCCGGCAAUGGGACCUGAGCGCGGCUAUUCAUGACGACGCGCAGAGUAAUGAAAAUGAACCAAGUAAGGUUGCAGCCAUGUGCACAGGCACAGCUACUGGAACCAAUCAAGACGAGCCCGUUGGGUCCGGUAUGACUGUUGCCAAGAGCGGCCCUUCCACUGACUCUCCUGCUCGCCUCCCCAAGCCCUCCCCUUCGCCGGCUAUCAAUACCAAGACAAACAACCCCAGCAACAUGCCGCCUGCUGCCACGAUCGCUACCACCAGCACCGGCACUACCACUGCCACCACCACUGCCGCCACCACCACCACCACUAGCAUCAACCCGCGCCGUCGCCUCACCUCAACUGUGAUCCGGGGAGCCAAUCAUAAGCACUCCCACUCCCAACCGCCUUACUCCUCCUCUCCCUCCUCCACUGUUAUCGACUCCUCCCUGUCACCCGCUGCCACCCCUCCCCGGACCAUCCUCGGCCGAUCCGCAUCACUGGGCUCGGCCGGAGGUUCGGCGCGGCUGGGAAGUGCGACCAGGAAAGGUGGGGAAGGCAUGCGUCAGAUUGAAAAUAGAGGCAGCGUGCUACAAGAUGUGCAGGAGCAGCAGCAACUGCAGCCGCAGCAGGAGAAGCAGCAGAUCCAGAAGGAGCAGAAGGACGGACGGCAGGAAAGGCUAGCGGACGUGGAGAUAGUCAAGCCUGCUGCCAAGAACAUGCAGAAGAAGACAGAAAAGGAGCUGCCUAGGAAACGCCGCCGGAAUGGGGAGCGAGAAGAAGAGGAAAAGGUGAAGGGCGCGAGGAGGCGCAGGAAGGAGUUUAUGCGCCCCCUGGGAGUGAAGAGGAAGGGUGUGAGGGUGGUGGUAGGGCCCCGACGGCUGGAGCUGCUCAAGAAAUGGCUAUUGGAUGUUAUUGCAGAUGCACAGGGGAAAACUGCAGUGGUGCUGGGAGGAGCUAUGGGGCACUACAAAACCGCGGAUGACAUCAAGGAGGAAAGCUCUAUUUAUGACAUGAUCGAUGUGGACAAACAAGGCCGACCACUUAUCACAGUCGUGCUGCCGGAUCAAGGCCCGGUCAGCAACUCCAAAGCAUACGCAUCCUUCAUCCACAGCAGCCUGUGUGAAAAGUUCGACCACUUGCAGCAACCAAUCAUCGGAUCAGAUUCAGUUGGUCUACCAGAUCCGCCGGUUUCAAGCUCCGCAGUGAACCAGUCGUCAGAUAGUACCCCUGCUGGAGCAAUGCAACAUGUCAAUCGACCGAAGAAUCUGGAUGAUCCGCGCACCCAGCUUCUGGAGACAUCUGACAGUUUGUAUUGCUCUACCUUCGGUGUGUCGCUCGAAGAAAUCAGCACCACCAUUCACGACUCAAGUCAUGAUGAUGUAAGCUCAUCAGCAGCAGACAGCAUACCGCAUAGCACCACAUCUGAUACCACGCAGAGGCAUCAUCAUCAUCAUCAGCAUGACGUCACCAGUCAAGGCCUGCUGGUUCUGGCGGCGCCAAAUCCCCUCCUGCCUGCCGUGCUGCGCUGGCUGCAGCAGCAGGGGUGGGUGCAGUGGGUCGCCCCUCGGCCCCGCUCUCGCCUGCACAACCGGUGGGCCUCUGCUGUCACUCAAAGCGGCUCUUCUGUUAGCCUAGACGAUGACCCAGGGUUUAGAUCCCCAGGGUCAGGCAGCGGAGGAGAUGGUAGUGAGCAGCAGAGGAGUGAGUUUGGGGUGGCACGGCUCCUUUGGAGUGCUGGAAUCACGGGGGCCGGGCAGAUCGUGGGAAUUGGUGACAGCGGCAUUGACAUGCAGAGCUGCUUCUUCCGGGACGAUGCCGUCCCUCUGCCAGGCCCGGAUCACCGCAAGGUGGUGCAGUACCGGGUGGUGAACGGCGACACAGUGGACGAGCUGGGGCACGGCACCCACGUGGCCGGCUCCGUGGCAGGGGCCUGCUCGCAGAAACAGCAAGCACAGCAACCGCAGCAGGGGCAGCAGGGGGCGAAGGGGCCAGAGAACGUGGAUCUGUACCCUGGCAUGGCGCCUGAUGCACGCAUUGCCUUCACUGACAUGGGCGAGGGCGAUGUGGGUUACAUCAUGCCGCCUGGUGACCUGGGCAGUGGGUACUAUGGGCAGGCAAUGAAGGCGGGGGCGUUGAUCCACUCGGACUCGUGGGCGUCAGGAGUGUUUGCAUAUGACUACAUGGCGCAGUCAGUCGACCGCUUCACCUUCAACAACCCUAACUUCCUCCCAGUAGUCGCGGCAGGCAACAUGGGCGCUGUGCACCGAGACGCAGUCUCCAUCUCAUCGCCUGCUCUCGCCAAGAACUGUCUCACAGUAGGCGCAACCCUCGGCAGUGUCGGCUCCGCCCCGCCCCUCCUCGCCACGCCCUUCAACCUCUCCCUCCUCGCGCCCUCCCCCUCCCUCCUCCCCUCCGACCGCGCCUGGUACCCUCUCCUCUCACACGCCUUUGGCGCCACCUUCCAGUCGGGCCUAUGGGAGGUGGGGGUGCCAUGGGGGCUGGUGAGGGGCGAGCCAAGGGAUGGGUGCAGAGCAGUGCGGGGCGGUAGUGGGAGCGCGGGAGGGAGUGUGGCUGGGUUGAUUGUGCUGCUUGAUGCGGGAAACUGCCUCUUUGCGGAUAAGUUCAGGAACGCGCAGGCAGCAGGUGCAGCAGCAGCAGUGAUUGUGGCUAAUGACACGCUCGGCUACUUCCCCAUGGCUGCUCCCUUUGGCGCUGACCCCAGCAUCACCAUCCCAGGUGGUUCUGUGCCACAAGCUGUGGGCGCCAUUAUAGAUGCGGCUCUCAGGAGGGGCCAGCCUGUGCAGGUGUCCAUCUCGCCCCUGGCAGUGUCGCUCGCCUUCCGCCCCGAUAGCAUGGCGCGCUUCUCCUCAUGGGGUCCCACGCCUGAUGGCCGCAUUAAGCCUGACAUCUCUGCUCCAGGGGAGGGCAUAUGGUCAGCAAAGAGCAACCGCAACCUUCGCCAGCCAUCGUGCUCUGUUACACAGAUGUCAGGCACCUCAAUGGCCACGCCCAUCACUGCUGGCUCGGCUGCUCUGCUCAGGCAAUACUUCAUGGACGGCUUCUACCCCACUGGCCAAAGGGUUCCAGCCAAUGGAUUCGUGCCAAGUGGCAUGCUGCUCAAGGCUACGUUGAUAAAUGGCGCCAUGCCUCUCACCAUUGCAAAUGGUGACCGUUACCCUAUAGACGCACCACCCUCCAUGAACCAGGGCUUUGGCCGUGUGCACCUGGGCAAUGCUGUGCCUAUAGCGGGUACAGCAACCUUCACUACAGUGGCAAUCGAGGGACCUGCUCUGAAGACCGGUAACGGCUACCGCGUUUGCUUGCUGGUUGAUCCUGGGAGGAGUGAUGGUGGAACAGGGAGCGAGGAUGUCAAGAUCACACUCACCUGGUACGACGCACCGGCAGCACUGGUGGCGAAUCAGAACGCGGCGACACCGCUGCUGGUGAACAACCUGGACCUCUCAGUCACCUCCCCCACCGGUCACACCUUCUUCGGGAAUGGGGGGCUGGCGCCUGACGCCCGUAACACUGUGGAGCAGGUGCACAUCACAGCACCGCAACUUGGAGUGUACACGGUGGACGUGAGGGCAGUGCAGGUCAACAUGCCCAUGCCAGGCACGGCACCUGACAGCCUUCCAGACACCGCUUCAGACUCCUCACCAGACAACCCCUCAGGCAGCCCCACAAGCAGGGCACGGCACCCGUUUCCCGCUCUCCAAUCCCUUCUUUCUCAACUCUCAUUCCCCUGCCUAUCUUUCCCUUUUUCGCUCCCUUCCCCGCACCCCCGCCUCCCCCCCAAUCCAGAUGUGCAAGCGGACCCCCCGCCCCCGCCCCUAUCUAGCAACCCCUUCCUCUCCAUUCCGCUCCUCUUCCCCGCCAGCUCCGCCACCACUGUCCUCUGCGGUCUCACUCGGGUCACCACCAUUACCAGCAGCAGUGGCGGCAGCAGCAGCGGCGACGGCAGCAGCAGCAGCGGCGGCGGCAGCAGCAGCAACGCUAUGGCAUCAGCAGCAGUUACCAGCACGGACAGGCAGAUUGAUGUUGAUCCAUCUGGGGGGUCUGCAGUGGUGGAGGAUGAAUGGGUUGGCGGAUGGGGGUUUCAGGAUGCAGAGGCACCGAGUGAAGAAGCAGAGGGUGGGGCGUUGGGCAGUGUGGGAAGAGGAGAAGGAGUGGCAGACGAAUGGGCAGAGCAAGGGGCAGACGCAGGGUCGGCAGGGGAAGCAGGAGAAGCAGGAGAGGAAGGAGGAGCAGGGGUAGCAGCAUUGGGAGGCACAGGGGAAGAAGAGAGCCGUGUGGUGGUGCUGCCAUGGGGGCCGUGCACCUCCCCUGUCACCUUCCCAUCCCUCGAUAGCGGCACCUACGUCUUCUCAGCUCAGCUCCUAGACACCUCCUACACUAACACCCUCAUCAGCCCUCUUUACAGGACCACCUUUGCUAUCGAUCUUGAUGCACCCACCACCACACUUUCCUCUGCUUAUACCCCUGCUACUACCACAACCGCUUCUUUCACCUUCACCUCUCCUUCUGCUGACGUCAGCCACUUCCAAUGCCAGCUCAGCGCCUCGUCGCUCUCGCCUCCCCCCGCCGACCCCAUCACCCCGCAGCCAAUCACGUUCCGCCAAACAACCAGCAUCCCCACCCGCCUGCUCGAGUGGCUGUUUCCCCCCUCUGUAGUCACACAGAGCGAGCAACUUCCUGCCACAAGCCCAGGAGGACAAACCCCUCGUUUAGAUCUCGCACAGGGGACCACCACUAGGGAUAACUGGAUUAACUGCACCAGCCCUGUGACUUACUCUGGCUUCUAUGACGGUCGCUAUGCCUUCUCUGUGAGGGCUGUGGAUCAGGCUGGGAAUGCAGAUCCCGCCCCCCCUAUAGUCACAUGGGCGCUCGAUACUCUCCUGCCGAAAGCAGUGAUUCUAGAAGCGCCGGCGGUGUAUUCGAACCUAGGGAGCGUUCGGUUCGCCUUUGGGCUUGAUGGGGAGGUGGGCUCUGGGCAGGCAGCGGCCUCACAGAUGGGUUUUGAGGCGCUAGAGGCAUUGCUAGUGGUGGAUCCGAACCAGGAAGCAUGGAACCGACACGGCCUCAACAACGCGUCAGCCAGAGCAGCUUUCACCAUCGACAGCACUCGUCCACGUGCGCUGCUGCUCUCCCAACCCCCUAGCAUCCUCAGUCAGCCCCAACCUGUCUUCUCCUUCUUCGCCCCCAAAAUGGUUACCUUCAGCUGCCGACUCACCGCCUCUCCUCCCAUCCCACCCGCUAACCCCUUCCUGUCAUCUCCUUCUGUCACCUCCUCGCUCUCUCCUGCCUCCUUUCCCUCUUCUUCCUCCUCUUCCUCUUCUUCUUCCCCUUCCUCGUCUUCCUCCUCCUCUUCCUCCUCCCCUUCCUCUCCUCCCCUCUCCUCCACCAUUCCCCUCUCGCCAUGUGUCAGCCCCGUGCGCUACAACCUGCCAGAUGGCACGUACACGUGGCAGCUGUCUGCCAUUGAUUGGGCGGGGAACGAAGCAGAACCAUACAUAUUGAUGGUUGCGGCGAGAGACAGAGGCGGUAUUGUCAGCACCAGACCUGCUAUGAGCAGUUUCACUGUGGAGGCACCUGUGGUGGUGACAGGUCUCCAGGAAGAAGGAGGAGAAGGAAGCAGCGAAGUCGAUUCUCCUGAUACCGGCACCGAUGGUGGUAGAACCGUCUCACAGACUGCUGCUGCUGCUGCUGCUGCUGCUGCUGCUGAUGAUGAUGAUGAUGAUGAUGAUGAUGAUGAUGAUGAUGAUGAUGCUCGUGGUGUGUCAUUCGUCGCACCCCUUCCACCCGCAUACAGCAGCAACAGCUCUGCCACGGUCCACUUCAUCACUGUACACAGUAACGGAACGUCCUCAAACGAGGACACACUGAAUCAGCAGCCAACAGCUCCUUGUGAAUGUGUCCUGCUUUCCACGCCCCUCCUCUCCUCCGCCACUUAUAAUCAGUCCAUGCCCUCCCAGUCUCCUCCCCCACCACCCCUCCUCGCAUGGCCCUGCAGCAGUCCCAUCGUGCUGCCCUCUCUCCCUGACGGCCGAAACCAGCUCUGGGUGCGGCUGGUGGGGGAGCAACGCAGUGGAGGGACGUGGGCAGCGUUCUCCUGGACCGUUGACACCACCCCACCCUCCACGUCCAUCUCGUGGGCCAAUGGCAGCGUGCCAGGUGUCGUCUCCUCACUGAGCCCCACAAUGCAGCCCCCAUCUCAACUCACAAUAGACAUCACCCUCGCCUCACUCCUCCCGUCCCUGUCAUUCCCCACUCAAUCGCCUCUUUUGAAUCCCCCUCUCGGUGCAUCUCUCUGUGCUGCUCUCCCGGAUGGUGUCUAUGCGCUCAGCGUUCGGGCAGUGGAUGCAGCAGGGAAUGCAGACCCAAACCCGCCCUCGGUGCAGUUUGUUGUUAGUGCGUGGGCGAUAUCCCUGGCUGGGGUGGAAAGCAGAGAGGAGGGAGGGGGUGAAGGGGGGAGUGAGGGAGUGGAGAGUGGUGUUAAUGGUCAUCCUGGCAGUGGCGGCAGUGCAGUUCAUCCUGAUACCACUGCAGGCACAUACACUCCGUCCCGCCCUCUCUCAGCCUCUUUUCCCACUGUUGCCAUUGCAUGUGACGGCCGCUGCGCUGCCAUGCUGCCGGCCCCAUUUGCCUGGGAGCAUGCUCAACAAGGCAGAAGCCUGACCACCGGCAUGACCCAGUCCAGCUCACCAUCAGCAGCACCAUCCCCAUCCCCGUUCCCAUCCCAAUCCCCAUCACCAUCCCCAUCACACUUCCCGUCGUCCCUCCCUUCACCGCCACCUGCGUCCACCACUCUAGAGUCCCUUAUGGCGCCCAGUGCUGCCAGCAGUGGUAGCCUCAAGGUGCUGGUGGCUAGGGGAGGAGAGGUGAGGAGCGGAGAAGCAGAAGAGGUCACUGGAGAAGAAUGGAGGAGGGGGCAAGAAGGCGUGAGGGGAGAAGAGCUGAAAGGACAAUCCGUGGAUGGAGGUGUAGCAGCGGCGCCGAGUCCAGCAGCAGCAGUGGAAGGCACGCCUCUGGUCUUCAACGUGCUCUCUGACGUCGUAUCCUUCACCUUCCCUCCUGCUCCACCUCCUCAGCCCGAAUCUCACCCUCCUGCUGCGGGCACGAGAGUGGGGCCUGCGUCCCUGUCCGCCCCCCGGUCCCGUCUUGCCCUUGCAUCGCCUCUGCUUAUGAUCGGAUUCACCCUCCCAGACCCCUGUGACCCUAGCAACGACAACACUCCAUGUGCUGAUAUGCAAGCGCAGAAGGCUGAACCUGAAUCAACAGUGACCCUUCAGGCAGGAGCUCUAGCACCCACGGCAGCCCCAGUAGCAGCAGCAACACCCAUUCCACCAGCAGCAUCAGCAGCAGCAGCAGCAGCAGUAGUGGUUGUGCAGGGCUUGUCGCUGCAGGAGGUUCUUUCCUCUGCCAUCAAUGCAUCCCUCCCUGCAUCUCCUGCCAUCACCAUACUCUUCCACCCUCACACCACGCCCACACUGCCACCACCUCCAUCACCAUCAGCACCACCACCACCACCACCAUCACCACCGUCAUCACCAUCCUCAUCCCUCCAGCCACAUGGCAACCCCCCAGUGGACGGCUGGCAGCUGCUGGACGCGCGUCUGCUGUGGCAGCAGCAGCACCCCAGCGUUGCCACCUUCUCUGCCCCGCGCCCUGGACUCUACGCGGUGGCUGUGCAAGAAACCAGCAAUCAAGACCCAUCAACCACCCUCAGCAGCGCCCCUCCAGCCACAGAAGCGAGCUCUCCCGCUGCUUCGAACAAGGCGUGGGUGAUAGCGCUAGCAGUCUCACUCGGCGUCGGUGCUCUCGUGGUUGCGGUGGGGUUGGCGGUGGUUUUUGUUCGGGUUAGAGGCCAUGCCAAGGUUUCACCGCACCUGCGCAAGUGA
Closterium sp. NIES-65 is the source of this 9954-nucleotide messenger RNA. The record is from the annotation of a GenBank genome assembly. NCBI's taxonomy places the organism in Eukaryota, Viridiplantae, Streptophyta, Zygnematophyceae, Desmidiales, Closteriaceae.